AUGCCUUACACAAACAAUUUUCAGCGUUUCAAUAAUCGCUGGUAUUGGGUAAGCAUUAGGAGGUAUCCUGGAGCCGAACCAGAAGGCAGCUCUAACGAGCACACAAUUUAUGUAUACAAUACUGAUACAUAUGUCAAGGAAGAUUGUAUUUUAAAAGAGUUCAAAACAUCCUUACGUGGAAAAGAUGUGUUUUACCACGGUACUACUGCUGAAUCUGCAAAAAGUAUAAUCGAACAAGGUAUCGAUUUGACUGAAUCAACGAGGCAUGUUGAUUUCUCAGCUGGCAAAGGAUUUUAUGUCACUGACGAUUAUGAAAAAGCCUGUCAAUGGAGUAAAAGAAAACAGCGCUUUCAUUGUCGUAAACCGGCUGUUGUAGUUUUCAAAAUUGACAGUAAUUUACGGCAAAAUGAGACACACUUGCUGCUGAAAGUCGACAAUGAUACAAAUAGGAAGUUUUGGGAGUGUAUAGUUUCUCACUUCAGGCACGGGAAAAGAUCUCCAGUUAUCACACGUAUACUAGAGGAUGUGAAGUAUAUUGAGGGUCCUGUUGCCCAUAAUCGUCGCCUAGGACAACAAGAAAUCCCCACUCCUAAAGAUUCUGGCAAGUUUCAGCAGUUGUGUGUCUGUAACCAGGGCUACGCCAGGAAGUUUGGAAGUCUGGAAAACAUCUUGUGUGUCAUAUUUAUUGUUGACUAG
This is a messenger RNA of Candidula unifasciata, 696 nucleotides long. The record is from the annotation of a GenBank genome assembly. Lineage: Eukaryota; Metazoa; Mollusca; Gastropoda; Stylommatophora; Geomitridae.